Molecule: messenger RNA, 1547 nt
Organism: Cicer arietinum (chickpea)
Lineage: Eukaryota; Viridiplantae; Streptophyta; Magnoliopsida; Fabales; Fabaceae
Product: ribose-phosphate pyrophosphokinase 4
Biological process (GO): 5-phosphoribose 1-diphosphate biosynthetic process; purine nucleotide biosynthetic process
Cellular component (GO): ribose phosphate diphosphokinase complex; cytoplasm
Molecular function (GO): magnesium ion binding
Source: RefSeq, a predicted model, not a curated record
UCUUUAUUCAUUGGUUCCCUCUGUAACAUUUGACUUUGGAGGCUCACCCAAAAACCCUUUUCCUUUUGUCGUCUUGUGGUGUUUGUGUUCCUCUCUAAAUUCUAUUCCUGCGUUGUCUUCACGCCUUUGCUUUCCUUUUCUUUUGUAACAAACAGACUGAGAGAAAAUACAACAAUGGCGACUAUAGUGAAGUCUCCUAAGAAACAUGUUAAUCUUUUCUACUCACUUGAUUGUGAAGACCUUGCCAUCAAAGUUGCUUCUCACUCACACAAUAAUAUCACUCUCCAGAAUAUCAAAUGGAGGUCUUUUGCCGAUGGGUUUCCAAAUAUAUUUAUAAAUAACGCAGAAGAUCUCCGAGGUCAACAUGUUGCCUUUUUGGCAUCAUUCAGUUCCCCAGCUCAAGUCUUCGAACAACUUUCUGUCAUAUAUGCACUCCCUCGUCUAUUUGUUGCUUCCUUCACAUUGGUAUUGCCUUUCUUCCCAACUGGAUCGUUUGAGCGAAUGGAAGAAGAAGGAGAUGUAGCAACUGCUUUCACCCUUGCAAGGAUGUUGUCAAAUAUUCCAAUUUCGAGAGGUGGCCCAACUAGUUUAGUCAUAUAUGACAUUCAUGCAUUGCAGGAGAGGUUUUAUUUCGGAGAUGAGGUUUUGCCAUUGUUUGAGACUGGUAUUCCUCUCCUUAAGGAACGUCUGCAACAACUUCCUGAUGCUGAUAAUGUAGUUAUUGCAUUUCCAGAUGAUGGUGCAUGGAAGCGAUUCCACAAGCUGUUUGACAAUUAUUCAGUGGUUGUAUGUACAAAGGUACGUGAAGGCGACAAGAGGAUAGUUCGGCUCAAGGAAGGGCAUGUCUCUGGUCAUCAUGUUGUGAUUGUAGAUGAUUUGGUUCAAUCUGGAGGCACACUGAUUGAGUGUCAGAAAGUUUUGGCAGCCAAUGGUGCAGCAAAAGUGAGUGCCUAUGUCACACACGGCGUGUUCCCUAAUCAAUCAUGGUUGCGAUUCACUCAUAAAGUUGAAGCGUCGGAGAAAGCAUUUGCAUACUUCUGGAUCACAGAUUCUUGUCCAGUUACUGUCAAAGCUUUAGCAAAUCAAGCUCCUUUUGAAGUAUUGAGUCUAGCAGGGUCAAUUGCUAAUGCCCUUCAAAUUUGAAAGCAAAAAUUAACUGUGAAUAAAGGGAAUCUCUUCUAAUUAUUAUUUGUUCCGCUUUUAACAUUAUGGUCUUGCUAACAUGUGCCUAAAGAAUUUAAAAGUAGAAAUUUUUUCUCAGGAAAAACAAUAUUUAAUCUUUUUAAUAGUUGAAUGCAUAAUUUCAAAAACAAAAUUUCUACUCUUAAUUCUUUAACAUGUGUCUUUCCUUAAGGGCACAUGUUAGCAUUUGCCUAUAAGUUAUAACAUGUUUUCACUUUUAUUGUGCAAUGCUAUGAGCUGUGCACAGUGAAACCUGAGUAUAAUUUCUUCUGUUGUAGACUGAAUCUUGAAAUAUGUUGAGUGUCAACUCUGGUGCAAAACAUAUGAAUGCAAAAUCAUGCAAUCUUGCUUGGAAUUUGUAGUAA